CGGCGCCGCCCGCCACGCACCAGAGCGCCUGCGCAGAGAACGCCACGCGCCGGCCGGGAGGCGGCCGUGAACCCUCGCGCGUGCGCGCGCCAAGCCCUCCCCUUGGGAAAGGAGCAACGGUCGCCCCUUCCCCCGUGCGCGUGCGCGAUCGCCCGGUUGAUGGGGGAGGACGGGACGAACUGGGGGCAGGGGAUGGGUCCUGGGCCUCUGUCUGCCCUGCGGUGCUCUGGUGGGGAGAGGGGCGGGAUGAGCAUUGAUUUAUCACCGCCUGUGUAUUCGGCCUGCUCCUGGGGUCCACACUAGAGAAUUGCCUUCCCUUCUUGAGGGGAGGGGGGGUUGGGACCUCCCUAUACCUCUUCUCAAGCAUGAUCGAGGGAGCCCUUGACCCUUUGGACUUCUCUUGUAUCCACCCUCUCCCUCCGCCCCCUUCACCUGUGCCCGAACUGUGGGUGGAGGCCCCCCUUGUCUGCUCCAGACCCCCCUAGCCAAGGCUGAGCCUCCCGCCCUCCACUACUUAGCUGAUGCCCACACACGGGUGCGGAGGAGGAGAUAGGGUUGUGCUGGGCACUUGCCUGGAGAUGGGGCUGGGGUUACCAUAGUUGUCCCCAUUUUGCAGUGCAGGAAACUGAGGCAGACAGGUCACCACUAGGAGGUACCUGAGGCUGGAUUUGAACUCCAGGUUUUCACCUCCUGAAAAGUCCAGGCUUUGACCUUGCCAGUGUCUCAAGCCCUUGAAUGAAUCUCAUCCCAAUCGUAGCUAAAUUCCCCCCUAUUCAUCCCCUCUACUUGUUCAUUCCCAUUGGGAUUCCCCCUCUGCCACCCUCCCCAAAGGGCCUGCUGCCCCUUGCUGGCCCUGGCCUUGUUCUCUGUGAAGUUUGGGGGUCUUUUAUAUUGUUCAGCACGAUGGACUGCUCUCUUCCAGAUACUCUCUGCUCUCUUUGGCCUGUCCUCCUGGCCUCUCUCCACUCUCCCUCUUGGCCACCUUACCCGUUCCGGUGGGGUAACCACCUCCCCAGAUCCAUCUACUGGACAGCAGUUCCACAUCUCCCUGUCCUUGGUUGUCCUGUGAGCUCUCGGCUCAAGCACAACAGAAACAAAUUAUCUCUCUGUUCCCAACUUGUCUGCUUUUCUGGUUUGCUUGCUUUCACCCUGACCUUCUGUUUUAGCAUCGAUACUGAGUAUCACUUACAAGGCAGAAGAAUGGUAAAGGCUAGGUGGUUGGCAUUAAGUGACUUGCCCAGGGUUACACAGCUAGGAAGAAGUGUCUGAAGCCAGAUUGGAACCCAGGGAGAUGAGCCUUCCUGACUUCAGGCCUGUCACUUUAUGUCCGGCACCAUCUCUUGUUUGGACAGCUCUAAAAGCCUGCAAACUGAUGUCCCUACUGCUGGGGAGCCCAGUGGGUGAGGCACUGAACUUAUAGUCAGGAAGUCCUGAGUUCAAAUCACACUUCAUUUAACUACUCUCUUCAACGCUCAGUUUCCUUUCCUGUAAAAGGGCUUUGCAACCUGAAACACUAAACGUACAUGCUAGCUAUUAUCGUCCUUCAGAUAGCUAAGUUAUUCCUUUCAUUUGGGAAAUAAGUAGGGUCCAGCUAUGGAGCUCAGAAGCCUUCAGUAGCUCCCUGUUUUCUGGAGGAAAGAAUAGACAUUGCUCAGUCGGCCGCUUAUCAAAGGUCCUUGGUAGCCUUCUUUCCCCACGUUUUCUCAGGGCCCCAUCGGUUUCACCUGCCCUCCUGCUCCCAUCUCCCCUGCCGGUCCUCCUCCCCCUUCAGGGCUGCUCAGCUGCCUCCUCCUCUGAGGGUCCUCCCUCUCCUUAGUCAGCCUCUCCCUACCCACCCCUCGCUGCAAGGUGUAAUCCUCGGAGUGUUUUUUCUGUUAAAAUAGAAACUCAUUGAGGGCAGGAAUUUCAUCUCAAUUCAUCAGGGCCAAGUGCAGAGACUUGGAAAUAGAGCUCCUGUGGGAAGGCUCGAGUCAGGGAAAAGAUGGGGGGAAUCGAGUGGGGAGAGAGUGAGGGGACUACACUGUAAAGGAGGCCUUGGAGCAUGGCAGGAGGCGCCGAGAAGUGCAGUGUAAGGAUGGAAUCGGGAGUGCUGGAGCAAUGGCCAUGUGAAGAAGUCAUUGGAAGGGGCAGCCAGGUGGCUCAGUGGAUAGAGAGCCAGGCCUGGAGUUAGGGGGUCCACCAUUCCCAUCUGGCCUCAGUCAUUUCCUAGCCGGGUGACCCUGGGCAAGUCACUUCACCCCCAUUGCCCAGCCCUUCCGGCUCUUCUGCCUUGGAACUGAUACACAGUAUUGAUUCUAAGACCGAAGGUGAGGGGCCCGGCCGCCAUGACAGAGGAGUCAGAGGAGACGGUCCUGUACAUCGAGCAUCGCUAUGUGUGCUCCGAGUGUAACCAGCUCUUCAGCUCCCUGGAGGACGUGCUCCUGCACCAGAACUCGCACCUGCCCCAGCAGCACUUUGAGGUGGUGGGCGUCGUGGACCCCGGGGUCUCGGUGGCCGGCGAGGCUGCGAGCAGCUCCGGCCUGUACCAGACCCUGGUGCAGGAGAGCCAGUACCAGUGCCUGGAGUGCGGGCAGCUCCUGCUGUCCCCCGGGCAGCUCCUCGAGCACCAGGAGAUGCACCUCAAGCUGCUGAGCACGCAGGAGCCGGCGCCCGCCGAGGCGCCCCCGGCCAAGCCGCCCCCCGCCAUCAGCGCCAGCACCAUCCACUACGAGUGCGUGGACUGCAAGGCCCUCUUCGCCAGGCAGGAGCUGUGGCUGAGCCACCGCCAGACACACCUCCGGGCCGUGGCCGCCGUGGCUGCCUCCCCCCCCCAGCCCUCUCCCCCUCCGGCCGCGGGGCCCCAGCCCGGCCAAGCCCAGGUGGCCCUGGAGCACUCCUACCGAAAGGCCGAGGAGGCCACCGGAGAGGCGAGCGGCUCCACAGGGGCGGCGGCGGCGGCGGCGGCGGCAGGAGAGGUGGUGGCCGAGGUGGAGCUGCUCCUGUACAAGUGCUCCGAGUGCUCCCAGCUCUUCCACCUGCCCGGGGACUUCCUGGAGCACCAGGCCACCCACUUCGGCCCGGCGGCCGCCGGCCCAGACACCUCCGGGGCCCCCGACCUGCCCCCUGCCUCCGACCACAGCUACGAGCUCCGCAAUGGGGAGGGCGGCGGGGCCGGCCGGGAGCGCCGGGGGGGCCGCAAGCCGACAAGGAGAGCCAGCGGCGACCCCCCUGGUGGGGCCUCCCCCGAGCUCUUCUGCCCCACCUGCGACCAGCUCUUCCUGUCGCCCCACCAGCUGCAGCAGCACCUGCGCAGCCACCGGGAGGGGCUCUUCAAGUGCCCCCUGUGCAGCCGGGCCUUCCCCAGCCCCCCCAGCCUAGACCAGCAUCUGGGCGAGCACAGCGGGGAGUCCCACUUCCUCUGCGUGGACUGCGGCCUGGCCUUCAGCACCGAGGCCCUCCUCCUGGCGCACCGGCGCACCCACACCCCCAACCCACUGCACGCCUGCCCCUGCGGCAAGACCUUCGUCAACCUCACCAAGUUCCUCUACCACCGGCGCACGCACGGUGCGGGGGGCGUCCCCCUCCCCUCCCCGGCCCCCGCCGCACCCCCCGAGGAGGAGCCCACUCCCCCGCCCGUGGAGGCCGGAGCGGCCCCCGGGCCCCAGGCCACCCCCCCUGCUGGUUCCAGCCCCUACCGCUGCCUCCUGUGCAGCCGGGAAUUCAGCAAAGCUCUGCAGCUGGCGCGCCACCAGCGCUUCGUGCACCGGCUGGAGCGGCGCCACAAGUGCGGCGUGUGUGGCAAGAUGUUCAAGAAGAAGUCGCACGUGCGCAACCACCUGCGCACCCACACGGGCGAGCGGCCCUUUCCCUGCCCGGACUGUGCCAAGCCCUUCAACUCGCCCGCCAACCUGGCACGGCACCGGCUCACGCACACGGGUGAGCGCCCCUACCGCUGCGGCGACUGCGGCAAGGCCUUCACCCAGAGCUCCACGCUGCGCCAGCACCGCCUGGUGCAUGCCCAGCACUUCCCCUACCGCUGCCAGGAGUGCGGGGUGCGCUUCCACCGCCCCUACCGCCUGCUCAUGCACCGCUACCACCACACGGGCGAGUACCCUUACAAGUGCCGGGACUGCCCGCGCUCCUUCCUGCUGCGGCGCCUUUUGGAGGUGCACCAGCUGGUGGCCCACGCCGGGCGCCAGCCCCACCGCUGCACGGCCUGCGGCGCCGCCUUCCCCUCUUCCCUACGCCUCCACGAGCACCGCUGCGCCGCCGCCCAGGCCCAGGCCCCCCAGAGGUUCGAGUGCUCCACCUGCGGCAAGAAGGUGGGCUCUGCGGCCCGGCUCCAGGCCCAUGAGGCCGCCCACGCCGCCGCCGGCCCUGGGGAGGUCCUGGCCAAGGAGGCCGCUGCGCCCCGGCCCGCCCGGGCUGUGCGCCCGCCCCCUCCUGCUGCCACGCCAGUCGCCACGGCUCCCACGGCCCCCACCCGGCGCCGGGGGCUCGAGUGUAGUGAGUGCAAGAAGCUCUUCAGCACAGAGACCUCCCUGCAGGUGCACCGGCGGAUCCACACUGGCGAGCGGCCCUACCCCUGCCCGGACUGUGGCAAGGCCUUCCGCCAGAGCACCCACCUCAAGGACCACCGGCGCCUGCACACUGGCGAGCGGCCCUUUGCCUGUGAGGUGUGUGGGAAGGCCUUCACCAUCGCCAUGCGCCUGGCCGAGCACCGCCGCAUCCACACCGGCGAGAGGCCCUAUGCCUGCCCGGACUGCGGCAAGAGCUACCGCUCCUUCUCCAACCUGUGGAAGCACCGCAAGACCCACCAGCAGCAGCACCAGGCCGCCGUCCGCCAGCAGCUGGCCGAGGCCGCCGCUGAGGCUGCCGCCACCCUCACGGUGGUGGAGACGGCCGUGGAGGGUCUGCCCCUGGUCGAGACAAUCGAGAUCUACCCCCUGGCGGAGGGUGAUGGGGUGCAGAUCAGCGGGUGACGCCGGCACCCCCCUUGGACUCAAAGGGACGGCGUCACUCUCCCCGCCAGCCCGGGCCGCGACCACCCGGGGUCCUUGAACUCUGUCUGGGCAGGAGCCCCCCUGCCCCGUGUACAUACACCUGCCCCCUCCUCUCCUCGUCUUCGGUAUUAGUUCCAUAACUGAAUUUGUCAUCAGGUUAAGUCCUCCUUGUCCUGGGGCCCCGCCAUUCCCAUUUGUCUCCUGCGUCCACAAGCAGUUCCCAACCCUGGGCCGAGGCAGCCAAUAAAGACUGAGUUGGACAUAUGUGGGUGUUUUCUGUGGGGCAGCGGGGCCCAGGGCCUUUGGGGUGCAGCCAAGGGGCCCCCAUUUGACUGGGCUCCCCCCCGAUCUCCCUCUAGUCAGAGAGGAAGGCCCUUGGUGCCUGUGGCUUGGAUCUCCUGGAGAAGCAGGGUAGAUGUUAGCCACUAGAGGUCCCCCCGGGGCCUCCAACAGCCCCUGAUGAGGCAGAGAGGAAGUGCAAAGAGCCCAGUCACCUAUGUACAUCCCGGGAAACAUUACCUGUCCCUAGGGCAACUCAGGGACUCCCCUUUAUGCAUUGGAGUGGCUGGAUGCCUGGGGAUCACAAACGAACCUUCUCGAAUGGCAGCCUCUCCAUUUCCCUCUGUGCUGCUUCCUGUGCCUGGAGCCAGUUCAGGUCUAACUCAAUCCUGUGGGGCCUUCAUCCGCCCCCCCCUCCCCCCGCCCCCAGCCAGCUUUUUAUUGAAGUAAAGGCCUGAUUUAGGGCAAUUCCUGAGAAAUGUGAGCUUGCCACUUCCAUAUAGAGGCUUCCCCAAGGCAAAGAAAUAGCGGGUCUCUGGGAUGGACUCACUUGUCUCUGAAGGCGCACAGAUACCUGUUCGAUCCGUCCCUGGACCCCCACCCUCACCCUCGAGAAGGAGCCCAGACAGAUGGGGAGACAGUCCAGAAAUGGGGACACAGAAUCUGAUGUGACCUGAACAGUGAUCUGAGACCUCGGCACUAGUAGAGGAUGGGCUGUGCUGUACUGGGAAAGGCUCCGACCAGCUGGGGGUGCACCAAGCAGGGCUACAGAGGGAACCUUCCAUUGAGGCCUCUGCCGUUUGGAACCCCAUAAAGGCUGUAUUUGAGGGUAGGCAGACACAGGCUAGUCUCGGGCUUAGCACAGGAUUCCCCAGGCCUCGGCCAGAACGGUCUCUGGUUCCCAAAAUGGGCCUGAGGUCGGGGAAGAGAGAGGGGCUGGACUGGCCCUCCUGAGGCCCAGGGUCCAGGCGAUGGGGGGUAGAUUCCCCAAGGGCCAGCUCCACAUGGUGGUAUUUGGAUUGUUUCUGGACCCACCUGGAGGGGAGGACCACCAUUGGCUUCGUUCACCUGUUAAAAGAAUAGCGUUUAUGGUGUAAUUUGUCUUAAAGGACCAGCUGAGACUGCAGUCCAGCUCCCUACGCCCCCCAGGCAACGUCACGAAUCGGGUAAGACCUCCUAGACCACCUAGUCUGAGCUGCCCCCCAACAUUGUCCUCGCUGACCCCCGUGUGCUUUGGGAGAGGGCUAAUUGCUAGCAAGUGCGUCCUUGCUGCCAGUGGAAGCACCUCUUUCCAAUUUCCACAGUCCCUGGGUUCAAAACAAAUGGUGUUCCUCAUGCGUAGGAUCCUAGGCUUGAAAGCUAGGAGGAUCCAGGAAGGCCUAGGCUGGCCAAGGACUCCUCUGCCACGUUGAGGCCCUCCCUUCUUUCCAGGCUUCUUAGCCGAGGCGCUCGGGGCACCUUCCGAUGGUUCUGUGCCCCUCCAGGUCCUUCCCAAGCUGCUCCGUGGUCUCGCCCCCAGAGCAUUACCUCUGCUAGUAGAGCUAAACUCCAUCGCUUAUUAGACCACAAAUCCAAACGCCAGUUUUAAUCUGUUAAACGUUUCCCGUUACAUUUUUUUAAACCACAUUGAUACGAAGUGUGAAUUCCCGAAGCAAUAGGGGUCAGGUGAUUUACCCAGGGUCACACAGCUAGAAAGUGUCCAAGGCCAGAUUUGAACCCAGGAUCAUUCAUCUCCGGGACCGACUGUCCAUUGAGGCACCCAGCUGCCCCAACCCCCAUUGCUUUUUCUUUUAAACUCAUACUUUCCGUCUUAGAAUCAGUACUAAGUAUUGUUUCCAAGGCAGAAGAGCAUGGAUGGCUAGGCAAUCGGGGUGAAGUGACUUCUCCAAGGUCCCGUAGCUAGGAAACGUCCGAGACCAGAUUUGGACACAGGACCUGUGUGUGGUCUCCAGGCCUGGCUCUACUCACUGAGCCAUCUAGCUGCCUCCAUCCCAUUUUCAAUUUGAUUUAGUGGCUGGCAGGUCCCUACGAUUCAGAGGUCCUUUUCACACACAGGGUUUUCUAGUCAUUUCUCUUCCCCCAUCUUGUUCUUGUGCAUGAAUUUUGACUUCUGAUUUUUACCUUUUGCCAACAGUUUCUGUUUUUACAUCACCUUUGCAUUUCUGAAUGCAGACUGUCCCAAAGGUCUUAGUGCAGUUUUAAGCAUGAAGCAUCCUCUCAUCUUCCGCUCAGUUCUCUUUUUAAUCCAAGUGUAGGUUUCUUAACAUUUAGCCCCAAAACCCGGUCUGCAGGGAUCUCCUGUGGGAGACGGGGGAGAAGAGCUGCUCACCCCCCAGGAGGGUUCUCUUCCAAAGGACUGUUCUGCGUUCUCAGAAGAAAAGAAAAUGAUUGCUUUCUUUGGGUCCUUAAAGGGCUGCCAUACCAAAGGAGGACUUGGCUUGACUGGCUGAGAACAAAAGCUGGAGCGUGGCAGAUGUCCGCUAGGCGGGCCCCACGGCUUUUUGUGACAAUUCCCAAGUCAAGAUUUGCCUCAGUUACUCCCCAUGACGAAAGGCCUGCCAGGCUCCUGGAGGCUGGAGGACCAUUUUUCUAGGGUCUCGCCACACUCUUCCAACACGAUUGGCUCCAAAGUCAGGUGGUCUAAGACGCCUCCUGUCUCUGAACCCCAGGAACCACUGGGGUGGAAGAGGAAAGGUGGCUAAUGGCAUGAUGGGGGAAAUGGUGCUUUUUCUCCAAAAAGGGGAUCACAGAACCUUUGGGGGAGGGUGUUGUGGCAGAUUCCAUAGUAUGGGGGAGUCAGCCGAGCAUCUCCCGUGUUCCAAACAGGCGUCCAAGUUGUGUGUGCAGCCUGAACCAGACGAAAAUGUAAAUGAGAAACUUAAUAAAAUUAAUUUUAAAAACAGCA
Molecule: messenger RNA, 8166 nt
Organism: Monodelphis domestica (gray short-tailed opossum)
Lineage: Eukaryota; Metazoa; Chordata; Mammalia; Didelphimorphia; Didelphidae
Gene: ZNF574
Product: zinc finger protein 574
Biological process (GO): regulation of transcription by RNA polymerase II
Cellular component (GO): nucleus
Molecular function (GO): RNA polymerase II cis-regulatory region sequence-specific DNA binding; DNA-binding transcription activator activity, RNA polymerase II-specific
Source: RefSeq, a predicted model, not a curated record